Messenger RNA from Procambarus clarkii (red swamp crayfish), 1155 nucleotides. Lineage: Eukaryota; Metazoa; Arthropoda; Malacostraca; Decapoda; Cambaridae. The record is from RefSeq and is a predicted model, not a curated record.
UGAAGACAUGGUGUUCAUCAACGACAUCAAGACGUGCAACCCCUUCAUCUGCGAGGAGAACUGUGUCGCCUACCUGUUCAGUGUGGACCUCUACAUCGGCGGGUCGAUUGUCUUCAGCAAGAACAUGCUGGACCUGAUGCUGGCUGACCCACAACUACAGCAGUCCAUAACUAACAUCACCGGCACCUCCCAGAUCUGUGACGAGCACCCGAGUGAGUCCGUGGCAGCGUACGUGGUGGUGCCCAUAAUGGUGGUGGUCAUCGCUGUCAUCAUGUCCCUGGUUAUUUGCAGGUGUAGCAGGCACGAUGACAUUACUGAGAAGCAGCAGAAGUACGAGAGGGAGCAGCAGGAGCGGCUGGAGGACCAGCGGAAACGCUCGUCAGGGAUCGUGUCCAUCCUGGGGCUGGGCACCGACACCCGCCACGGCUCCGCCAGCUCAGGUCCCUUCUCCAAGGCUCCCGCUGACGACGACGACCUCAACAACCCCUUUGAUGGAGAGGACAUCGACAUGACAGACUUCAUGGAAUACGACCCAGACUUUGUGGGCGUUAACCCGUCUGACUUUGGGCUGGAGAAAGAGUUCAUGACCACUCGGAGGCCCAUGACGUAUUACAACAACGAUGCCUUCGAGGAGGACGAAGCGACGGUGUACCAGAGGGCGCCCUCAUCCUCCCACAGCAUCGCAGCUACAGACAGUGACGACUCUGGUGACGGGGAUGCUCUCAGCUUCCAGAAGAGCACCAGACACCAAAAGAUGCACUUCAUCAUUCCAGCCGAGAUUCACGCCAAGGAAGACGCAAACGAGACCGUGCUCUAGGUGGGCCAGAACCGUGCUCUAGGGGGGCCUAGACCAUGAUAUACGUAGAGCAGGACCUGCAUGGCUUCGCUUACUAUCUAUCCGGACUCCUCGACCCCCCUUUACUAGCCCUCUUCAGGUCCUAUGGAGAGUUACAGCCCCUCUCCUCCUGCACCACCAGGCGUUUACUUUCUAAGACCGUUGUGCCACUGUAACCUGUUAUACUGCAACACACAGGACGGGUGUGUGUGUGGGCCACUACCACUCACAGGAUGGGUGUGUGGGCCACUACCACUCACAGGAUGGGUGUGUGGGGUCCACUACCACAACAGGAUGGGUGUGUGGGGUCCACUACCACU